AUGGCCGUUGUGCCCCCGCUAGGAUGUGAGCAUUGUUCAAGAAGCCGGUUGCAGGAGCUGGGUUCCCUGGCACGAGCCGUCAACCAGACGGCUUUGACGACGAACGAGUUGGAUGGGACCCUGAUAGCACUCAACACCCGCGCAGACGACGACGCGGCCGCCGAAACCAUACAGACGGUGCUAUGGGUUCUCGUGUCUAUAUCAGCAUUGUUCCUGGGAUUGAGGAUAUACUGCAAGGUGUCCUAUUCGUACACAAAGAUUCGGUUUGAGGAUAUACUCCUCAUAGCGUCUUGGAGGCGCUACUGUGCCCCAAAGCCGCUGCUGACACGGGACACACAGAUGGUUCUUGCAACGGACGCCUCGCUGAACGAAUUCAUCAUCAAGUCCCGGUUUGGCCGCCCCGGGUUCCCCAUUACCGUCGAUAACAUAUCUGUGCUUGCAAUCAUCGGCCUGGCGUCCAUCACCUGCUCGUUUGUUGGCCAGGUUUGGAGCAAGACGGCAUUCGCUAUAUCACUCCUCCGAAUGUGCGAUGGUUGGAAGAAAGCCUUCGUAUGGUUUUCCAUCAUCUCCAUGAAUGUCUUGUUCACAUUCUCCGCAUUGUCAUUCUGGAUUGGGUGCGUCCCUCUCGAAAAGAGAUGGAAGCCCUUUAGUGAGGGAACCUGCUACGAUCUGAAAUGGGUUGUGUCUUUCGGCAUAUUCGUUAGUGUUUACUCUGGUGUGCUAGACAUCGCGUUGGCCAUCGUUCCAUGGCUAAUCCUAAUGCGGCCCACCCCGGCCGAAGCAUCAUCGGGACUGACAUUAAGCAAGAAAGAGAAGAUUGGCGUCUCCGUGGCGAUGAGUAUGGGAGUUUUAGCCGGCAUGGCUGCGUUUGUCAAAGCCUCCUAUAUGCGGUCCGUGAACGAUGUCACUGGUGACUUCUCUCGUGAGUUCAGUUCUUGGUCAUGA
Messenger RNA from Colletotrichum higginsianum IMI 349063, 945 nucleotides. Its product is annotated as Integral membrane protein. Bases 1 to 945 code for a protein of 314 amino acids. The transcript has 4 exons. The record is from RefSeq and is a predicted model, not a curated record. NCBI's taxonomy places the organism in Eukaryota, Fungi, Ascomycota, Sordariomycetes, Glomerellales, Glomerellaceae.